Messenger RNA from Plodia interpunctella (Indianmeal moth), 1437 nucleotides. RefSeq lists its product as uncharacterized. NCBI's taxonomy places the organism in Eukaryota, Metazoa, Arthropoda, Insecta, Lepidoptera, Pyralidae. Bases 1 to 1437 code for a protein of 478 amino acids. The transcript has 3 exons. The record is from RefSeq and is a predicted model, not a curated record.
AUGGAGGUGGUCCUCGACCGCCUCCAGACAAGGAAGAGGGCACCGGGUCCAGACGGGGUGCACGGGAAAGUGCUUGCGCUGAUUCUCGUGCACCUCGGGGAGGAGUUUCGGGGGCUGCUCAACCGCUGUCUGCGAGAGGGGCAGUUCCCGAAAUUAUGGAAGGAGGGCCGGCUCUGCCUUAUUCCGAAGGGGAGCCGGCCCUUGGACUCGGCUUCGGCGGUGCGACCUCUGGUCCUGCUGAGCGAGGCUGGGAAGGCCCUAGAGAGCGUUGUGGCCUCUCGCCUCGUUCGGCAUGUGGAGGAAGGCCCGGGACCGCGUCUCUCUGACGUGCAGUACGGAUUCCGGGCCAAGAGGUCCACCAUCGACGCCCUCAGGCGUCUGCGGUCGGUGACGGAGGAGGCGGAUCGAGAAGGCGAUGUGACCCUGGCGACGUCUUUAGACGUCGCCAACGCCUUCAACAGCAUCCCGCACAGUGUAAUACGGGAGGCACUCCGGUACUUUGGGGUGCCCUCGUACCUGCGGCGGCUGUUGGGGGUGUACCUGGAGGAUCGUGUUGUCCUGUACGAGGACGGGGGGGGUCGUAUGGUUCGGCGGAGCGUCGGAUGCGGUGUGCCACAGGGGUCGAUUCUCGGCCCUAUCCUGUGGGACAUCGCAUACGAUUGGGCGCAGAAGGUGAUCGCGGUAAGGGCGAUACGGGGGUACCGUACCGUGGCGUACGCUGCGGCCACAGCCCUCGCGGGCGACCCGCCGUGGGAGUUGGUGGCGGAGGUGCUCGCCGAGGUUUACCACUUUGUGGCGAACAGGAGGGAAAUCGGCGAGCACCCCUCGCCUGAGAUAGUCCGGCGGGUCCGCUUGCGAGGGCAAGCGGAACUCAUGCGGAGGUGGGAGGCAGACCUGGCGCGGGCAACGUACGGUGUACGCACAGUGGAGGCCCUGCGCCAGGUCCUGGAGAGAUGGAUGUUGAGGCGGCGCAAGCCUCUCACCUUCCGCAUGACGCAGGUGCUCACCGGGCAUGGCUGCUUCGGUGAGUACUUGCACCGCGUGGCCCAGCGGGAGACCGAGCCGGUCUGCCACGAUUGUGGCGAGGCUCGGGACACUGCUCAACAUGUUCUAGAGCAGUGUCCCAGGUGGAGUCGGCAGCGCCACGAUCUGGUGGCAGUGCUCGGUGGAGUGGAUCUGUCGCUCCCGAGUGUCGUCAAUGCGAUGCUCGGGAGUGACGGAGCCUGGGCGGCAGUGGCCUCCUUCUGUGAGACUGUUAUGUCACAGAGGGAGGCCGAGGAAAGGAACCGCGAGGACCACCCCCUCGCGGAGCCGAGGGGGGAAAUAGCAGGGUCCAGUAAUGGGCCUCUGCUCAUUUUGGGGGCCGGCAACGGCCAUCAUCGCCAGUUGGCGGUGGAAGUCGGCGGGCUCGGAUUGCCAAGUUGGCAUCUGGGCUAG